This is a messenger RNA of Schistosoma margrebowiei, 1591 nucleotides long. The record is from the annotation of a GenBank genome assembly. Lineage: Eukaryota; Metazoa; Platyhelminthes; Trematoda; Strigeidida; Schistosomatidae.
UACAGCAUAAACAUUUUAAAUAAAACGUGUUAAGUUCUUUUGGUACACGAAACAACAAUCUAAACAAAAACUAAGAAAUUUAGUUUUACACAACACAGCAAAUAAUAUCAAAUAGAAAUCAGUGGUCCAAACAGCCAAUUCACAUAUCGAUAUGAAAGCCUUCAUUGAACGCAAAGAAAGUUCUUCGGAUUUGCUGAGCAGAUACAAAGCAAGAAAAAUGUUAGGAGUUGGUGAAUCGUCUGGUAAUGUCGUUUCUUCAAAGGUGACACAACUACUUGGUGAUUCCAAUGAAGCAAAACUAGAUAUUCAAGAUAUUCCAUGCAUACACUGUUGGAAUUAUCUAAUGGCUUUGUUGAUAUUAUUCUUUGGAUUACUGCUAAUAGGAUUUCCGACACCACAUAGUAACUGGUUUCUUCAAAGAUUAUUUCCAAUCUCAGAUAACUAUGAUAAUACAAUAUUAACUGAAUCUUGCAGUAUUCCAAGAGAGUUUAAUAUUCAAUUCAUUUACAAGCAUCUCGGAUGUUUACAUUUAGUUAUCGCUUCAGGUAUGCUUUAUUCUCUUUUGAUGAUAAAAAUGAAUGGAAUCCAUGUAUCACAAUUAUUAUCGUCUGCUUAUUCAGUGACUUUUGUGACAGUUCAUCUUUUAACAAAACAAUUGAAUUGGAUAGUGUACAUAUACACUAUUCUAACAAUGAUUACUAUUAUAUUCCAUGUAAAACUUUCAAAGACACAAAUCAAAGGAUGGAUGUUAACAGUGAAACAAUAUUUUCUUACUAAACUAUCAAUUCCAAAUACAUAUUAUUCAUCAAAUGAAGCAACUAAAAUAAAUUGAACAUUGAACAAUUAUGAUAUUUGUUUAAAUGAAUUUUCUAAUCAAUAAAAAAAACAAGCAACAAAAUAAACAAUAGUCAAUGAAAUAAUGACAAUUUCUAUUUACAUAAAUGGGUUAUUUAUUAUAAUUAAUAUGAUUGUAUUGAUGAAAAGGUAAAUUAUAUACUUUACUUCAACCAUUUGAUCACAGAGAGAUAGAGAGAGAGGAGAAAAAUGAAGUGGAAAAAACAUCAAUAUCUAAUAAACAUUUCAUUUUUCAUUCAUAUUGAAAACUAUUGAUCUUUCAUUAAUCAUGAACUUAUUCCUAAAGCUUUUAUUAAUUAAAGCGAUCAUUUAAAGAACUGUACCAUAGUAUACCAUUUUCUUUCACUUUUUUUUCUCAUGAAUGAACAAAAGAAUUUUGCCUUAUCACUUUAAGCUUGAAUGGAAUCGAUUGAAAUGAAAUUAGAAUAAAUAAAUAAAUUGAGCACUUGUAUCGAUAAAUAUUUCAAUUUAAAUGUUAUUAGAAAACAUCUAAUGUGUUGUUGUUUGUUAUUUUGGUUUGUUUCACUUUCAACAUUCAUCUAAUUUGUACGUAAUUAACAAAUAUUUUCCAUACCACAGUGAUUAACAGCUUGUUUAUUUGAACGACAGAUUUGUAACUAAAGUGAUAUUGUCUUUUAUAAUUAUGUCAUGAAGUGGUUGAAAAUUAUCUUGCAUUUACUUACAUAUACCUUUAAUUUUUUUCAACCUUCAAAAAUUACAGGUAGAAAGAUAUCAU